CCCCUAUGGCUUUGUCCUCCACUCCAGAUUUCUCGACCUCCAAUAUUCAGCAUCACCAACCACCAGUUCACAAACACACGCAACAUUCCUCCGUAAGCGGUGGUUGCUUGCCUGUCGCAUCAAUGCUCAGACGAAUACCUAUAUCCCGCACACUGCGGGCGCAACCACAGCUCCCGCCAUGCCGCCGCUCGCUUGUCACCCUCGCCAUCGAAACAUCAUGCGACGACACCGCCGUCGCCGUCCUCUCACACACACAGCGCACCAACGAGACUAAAAUCCUAUUCAAUGAGCGCAUCGCCUCCGAUAACAGAGCCUUCCAUGGCAUCGCCCCCAACAUCACUGUCCACGGGCACCAGACGACACUGGCGCAAAUGGUACGCCGCGCACGCGCACACAUCCCAUUGCCAGAUAACCGCCCAGACUUUGUCUCUGCCACGCGCGGACCAGGCAUAAAGACGAACCUCAGCGUCGGGCUCACACUCGCGAAAGGUCUCGCUGUAGCGUGGGACGUGCCUCUAGUCGGCGUGCACCAUAUGCAAGCCCAUGCGCUGACGCCGCGCCUCGCAAACGCCAUUGCCGCUACACAGACAAACGCUGCUUCGCCGGUGUCUGUCGACCCCAAGUUCCCCUUCCUCACGCUCCUCGUAUCAGGCGGCCACUCGGAACUCGUACUGUCAUCGUCGUUGCUCUCGCACAAAAUCAUCGCUGCUACACGAGAUAAUGCUAUUGGCAACGUUCUCGACCAAACAGCCCGCGUGAUUCUACCUGCUUCCGUCCUCGCUGCAAGCAAGGACGUCAUGUACGGCCGGGAGCUCGAGGCGUUUGCCUUUCCUGAUUCUUCAUACGACUUCUUCACUCCCGCGCGGUCACGAGAACAAGAGAUGAACGAUACCCUGCCUGCCGAGUAUCCGUGGACAGUGCCGAUUCCGUUCCGCGAGAACAGAAAGCUCGCGUACUCGUUUGCGGGUAUUCACUCGGCCGUGCACAAGAUUGCGGCUGCGAACCCAGACAUGGACGUCGAGCAGCGGCGGGUUCUGGCGCGGUAUACCAUGCGCGCGGCGUUCCAGCAUCUCAUUGGCCGCGCAUGUAUUGCACUCGAGGAUGUUCCCGGAUUGAGCGAUGUCAAGACGUUGGUUGUUGCGGGCGGCGUAGCGAGUAAUCGCUUCUUGAUGCAUGUGCUGCGGUCGACGCUGGAUGUGCGCGGGUUCGGACAUAUACAGAUUGUGGCACCGCCCGCAGAGCUGUGUACGGAUAAUGCACCUAUGAUUGCGUGGGCUGGUAUGGAGAUGUACCGUGCAGGAUAUACGACGGAUCUCAAGGCCGUGCCGUUGAGUAAGUGGCCGAUGGACCCUGAUGUUGGGUGUGGCUUGCUUGGUGUGGAUGACUGGAUCAAGGAGGAGCCUGUUGAUCCUAUUGAAUGAUGAUGACAAAAGACAAAAUAUAUGUAUAAUAGGAUGUCCGACAUCUAGGUGUAACUUUAUAAAAUGUACGAGUAUAGUAUAGUAUAUUAGUACUACUAGCAUUAGCGAGAGACGACAGCAGAGCAACGUCUCAUUACAAUAGUGUAUCAUUAGGUUGGGCAAGAAAAUCACAGAAUUAAGAAUGGAAAUGGACAUAAAAUGCUUCUUGUUUC
[Torrubiella] hemipterigena is the source of this 1633-nucleotide messenger RNA. NCBI's taxonomy places the organism in Eukaryota, Fungi, Ascomycota, Sordariomycetes, Hypocreales, Clavicipitaceae. The record is from the annotation of a GenBank genome assembly.